Thalassophryne amazonica is the source of this 933-nucleotide messenger RNA. Its product is annotated as serine/threonine-protein phosphatase 2A 56 kDa regulatory subunit gamma isoform-like. The record is from RefSeq and is a predicted model, not a curated record. Lineage: Eukaryota; Metazoa; Chordata; Actinopteri; Batrachoidiformes; Batrachoididae. Gene Ontology annotation, molecular function: protein phosphatase activator activity. Gene Ontology annotation, cellular component: nucleus; protein phosphatase type 2A complex; cytosol. Gene Ontology annotation, biological process: signal transduction; protein dephosphorylation. Bases 1 to 933 code for a protein of 310 amino acids. The transcript is spliced from 9 exons.
AUGGCACUGAAACGAGUGUUGUACUACUUCAAGAACGAAACAAACACCAUCACUGAGCCCAUGUAUCCAGAGAUGGUGAACAUGUGUGAAGCGAUCAUCUUCAGGACGUUGCCUCCGUUGUCCAGUCUAAAUGAAGCAGACGAUAAUGAGUACACACUUGACGUUCCAUUGCCACUCCCCCAGCUGGCCCUUCAGUGCUUAUCUAAGUUUUUAACCCAUCCUACGUUUGACCCAAAGAUUGGAGAGAAGUACAUUGACAAGAAAUUUGUCAUGCAGCUUCUUCAACUUUUUGAGAGUACAGAUCCCAUGGAGAGAAAAAUUCUCAAAGUAGUGCUCUACGGGAUCAUUGAAACAUUUGCUGGAUUGAGAAAGUUCAUCUUCAAAGAGAUCAGUCACAUUUUCUGCAGGUUUAUUUAUGAGACGGGUCACCACAGUGGUAUUGCUGAACUCCUGGACUUAAUUAGAAGUUUAAUCAAAGAUCUUGAGGAGCCACUACGUCAAGACGACAGGAAUUUCCUCUUGAAAGUUUUGAUGCCUCUGCACACAGCGGAGUCACUUGGUGACUAUCAUCCAGAGUUGGUCAGAUGUGUUGCCCGGUUUUUGGAGAAGGAUGAGAUGGUAACUGAACCGGUUGUGAUGGCCCUCCUGAAAUACUGGCCAAAGAGCAACAUUAAAAAAGAACUGAUGUUCUUGGAUGCGCUGGAAGACAUUUUGCCUAUCAUCGAUCAAUCUGUCUUCAUCAAAGUACAAACACCUGUCUUUAAACGUUUGGCCAAGUGUGCAUCCAGCCUGAGCCAGAAGGUGGCUGAACGAACCCUUUUGUUUUUCGACAAUGAAGAUGUCAUGAUUUUGAUCAGCGACAACGCAAGAACCAUCAUUCCAAUUUUGUUGCCUGUACUAAAGAACAGUGCACAGACGCACUGGAAAGAGUAA